Messenger RNA from Cadophora gregata, 1100 nucleotides. RefSeq lists its product as uncharacterized. The record is from RefSeq and is a predicted model, not a curated record. The coding region runs from base 228 to 1001 and encodes 257 amino acids. Lineage: Eukaryota; Fungi; Ascomycota; Leotiomycetes; Helotiales; Ploettnerulaceae. The transcript is spliced from 4 exons. Gene Ontology annotation, molecular function: oxidoreductase activity.
CACAAAGCACAGGACAAGGAGCACAUCCAAAUACGUAAUAUCAUGCGAAUGCACCAAUAAGCUCGCAGCUUACAAAUCUCAUGUUCCGCCGAGCUCCAAAUUCAGCUAAAAAGAACCCCCCUUCUCGCUUCUCUCCCCACCAACUUUCCUUCCUCCCCAAACUUUCACUUCACGCGACAUCAAGACCACAAAGACUUUGCACUUAAAACUCCAGUAACACACUAAAUAUGGCAAAAAAUAACACAUACUUGAUUACUGGAGCGAACAGAGGCAUCGGUCUCGCAAUUACAGCCAUUCUUCUCCACCGAACAGAUACAACAGUCAUAGCCACAAUCCGCACACCCACCACGCCCUCCAGCUCCCUGAACUCGCUGUCUGUCGCCCAAACCAGCAAACUCCUCAUUGUCCCGCUAGACUUCAGCAAUCCUUCUCAGUCCCAGGACUCUUUCAAAAAUUUCCUCACAACGCUAAAUCUCACACACGGCAUCGAUCACAUCGACACGAUAAUCGCCAACGCCGGAAUCGGAUCCUCAUUCCUCUCCGCCAAAGACACACCUCUCUCCUCGCUGACCGAGCACUACGAGACCAACGCUCUCGGGCCCAUCUUGCUAUACCAGACACUUUAUUCUUUACUCACUGCUAAGAAUGAGGAGAGAGAAGAUGACGAGAGGAAGUUUGUUCUUAUUUCUAGCUCCCUAGGAAGCAUCGAUGCAAUGGAAGGUGCAAUGCCGAGUCUUGCGUAUGGUGUUAGCAAAGCUGCAGCGAAUUAUUUUAUCAGGAAGGUACAUUUUGAGGAGAAGGGGGUUGUGGCGAUUGCUGUGCAUCCGGGAUGGGUCAAGACUGCCAAUGGACAGGCAUUUGCGGAUAGUAUGGGCGUGUCUGAGCCGCCUAUGACUGUGGAGGCGAGUGCGCAGGGUGUCCUGGAACAGAUUGACAAUGCCACCAAGGCCACGAGUUCAGGAACUUUCUUGUCUUAUGAUGGAACUGUCCUUCCUUGGUAAUAGGCACAGAGAGAGCUUGCGAGGAGCCGGCAAGAACGAAGGAUGUGAAACAGAGAAUGGAGCGUAGGAUGCGAUAGUUUGGUUUUGCUUUCUACUACU